Molecule: messenger RNA, 4652 nt
Organism: Mauremys reevesii (Reeves's turtle)
Lineage: Eukaryota; Metazoa; Chordata; Testudines; Geoemydidae
Gene: UBA7
Product: ubiquitin like modifier activating enzyme 7
Exons: 16
Coding region: 196-2763 (855 amino acids)
Biological process (GO): ubiquitin-dependent protein catabolic process; protein sumoylation; protein ubiquitination
Cellular component (GO): cytoplasm; nucleus; SUMO activating enzyme complex
Molecular function (GO): ubiquitin activating enzyme activity; SUMO activating enzyme activity
Source: RefSeq, a predicted model, not a curated record
GCUGUCUGUCCAAGCGGAGCUCUGGUGACGGUGACUCCACUGCCCGUGGCUCAGGCGUGUCUGUGCCUUUAAGAGGCUGAGCCUGGAGGCAGCUGUUCAAGGACUUGCCGUUUCCUGCUCUCCUUGCGCUGCUUCUCAGGCGAUUGUGUGGGCACCGGUUGGCUGGGGCUGGGCACAGCCGCACCUACCUCACCCAUGUCUGCACUGGGCAGAAGCAGCAUGAGGCGCUCCGAGAGCCUGGGCGAGAUCGACGCGGGCCUGUACUCACGGCAGCUCUAUGUGCUGGGCCAUGAAGCCAUGCGGAGGCUGGCAAAAACUGCUGUGCUGGUGUCGGGGAUGAAGGGCCUGGGUGUGGAGAUUGCCAAGAACAUCAUCCUGGCUGGGGUCAAAUCCGUCACUGUGCACGACCCAGGCAACACCCAAUGGAGUGACCUCUCCUCACAGUUCUUUCUGUCUGAGAGCGAUGUGGGCCGGAACCGAGCCGUGGCCUCCCAGCAGCGCCUGGCAGAGCUCAACAGCUAUGUGCCUGUGACAGCCUACACCAGGGAGCUGUCCGAGAGCUUUCUGGCAGCCUUCCAGGUUGUGGUUCUGAGCAACUCGCCACUGGAGGAACAGCUCCGCAUCAGCGACAUCUGCCAUGCCCGCAGCAUCCGCUUCGUCCUGGCUGACACCAAAGGGCUGGCCGGGCAGUUGUUCUGUGACUUUGGGGAGAACUUUGUGGUCGACGAACCCUCGGAGGCUGACCCUGUCUGCGCCUACGUCCAGCACAUCUCGCAGGGCACGCCUGGGGUGGUGACCUGCAGGGACGGGCAGGGCCAUGGCCAUGGCUUUGCAGAUGGCGACUUUGUGACAUUCUCGGACGUGGAGGGCAUGAGCCAGCUGAAUGGCUGCAAGCCCCGUGCCAUCCAUGUUCUGGGUGAGUUCACACUGGAGAUUGGGGACACCGGCUCCUUUGCCCCAUACCAGCGUGGUGGAGUCAUCACCCAGGUGAAGGUGCCACAGCUGCACUCCUAUGAGCCCCUGAGAGCCUCCCUGGCCAAGCCAAAGAUCAAAGCCAUGGACGACCGAGGGCACAGCUUGCACCUGGCCUUCCGGGCACUGCACACCUUCACUGCCGAGAUGGGACGGCUGCCCCGGCCCAGAGUCCAGGCGGAUGCGGAGAGGCUGCUGGAGCUGGCACAAGGCCUGACCACGCACCAGGAGCUACUGGAUGAGGGGCUGGUACGGACGUUUGCCCAUGUGAGCGCAGGGGACCUGAGCCCCAUGGCCGCCCUCCUUGGAGGCCUGGCUGCCCAGGAGGUGCUGAAGGCUGCCUCGGGGAAGUUCCUGCCGCUGGCGCAAUGGCUUUACUUUGACGCGCUGGAGUGCCUGCCCGAGCAGGGCACCACGCUGCUGACGGAGGAGUCCUGUGCCCCGCGUGGCAGCCGCUACGAUGGGCAGAUCGCUGUGUUCGGGGCUGACUUCCAGGAGAGGCUGGGCCGGCAGAAGUACUUCGUGGUGGGAGCCGGAGCUAUUGGCUGUGAGCUGCUGAAGAACUUUGCAAUGAUUGGGCUGGCGGCUGGCGAGGGCGGGAGCGUCACCGUGACGGACAUGGACACCAUCGAGCGCUCCAACCUCAGCCGGCAGCUGCUCUUCCGCCUUCGGGAUGUGGGUGUGAGUGGGAAGCUGAAGUCAGAGACGGCAGCAGCGGCUGUACGGCGCAUGAACCCCACGACCAGGGUGACUGCCCAGCCACACCAUGUGGGGCCCGACACGGAGACGCUCUACGGAGACGACUUCUUCAUGGCCCUGGACGGUGUGACCAACGCACUGGACAGCAUGCAGGCCCGGGCCUAUGUGGACAGCCUCUGCAUCCGCUACCUCAAGCCCCUGCUGGACUCAGGCACCGAGGGCACCAAGGGCCACGUGCAGGUCGUCGUGCCCCAUCUGACGCAGCCGUUUGGAAGCCCCCUGGACCUCACAGAGUCUGCCGUGCCCCUGUGCACCCUGCGCCACUUUCCCAGCACCAUCGAACACACCCUGCAGGGACCCGGCCUUCCUGGAGGUACAGCGGACGACACAGGAUCUGGAGGGGGUGCGAAGCAGCCUGCAGGAGAAGCCGUGCAGCUGGCAGGACUGUGUGCGCUGGGCCCGGCAGCGCUGGGAGAGCCUCUAUCGCCACACAAUCCUGAACCUGCUGCAUGCUUUCCCGCCCGGCCACGUGAGCAACACUGCGGGCACCCCGGGCUCCCAUCCCCCUGGCUCAGUGCCCUGGGCUCUGAUCCCUCCCCCAGCUCAGUGCCCCAGCCUCCCAUCCCUCUGGCUCAGUGCCCCAGGCUCCCAUGUCCCCUGGCUCAGUGCCCCAGGCUCCCAUCCCUGCGACAAAAUGCCCCGGGCUCCCAUCCCCUGGAUCUCCUGUCCCUCUUGUUGAGUACCCCUGGCUAUGGUCCCACGUCUCAGUACUUCAGGCUUCGAUCCUCCUGGAUAAAUAUUCCUGGCUCCGAUCCCCCCAGCUCAGUACCCCAGGCUUCAAUCCCCCCGUCUCAGUGCCCCGGACUCCGAUGCCCCCGGCUCAGUGCCCCCCCGGCACUGCUCCCAUCCCCCCCGGCUCAGUACCUUGAGCUCCCAUCCCCCCAACUCAGUACUUUGGGCUCCAAUCCCCUCAGCUCAAUGCUCCAGGCUCCCCCCGGCUCAGUACCCUGUGCUCCGAUGCCCCCAGCUCAGUACCUGUGGGCUCCGAUGCCCCCAGCUCAGUGUCAGAAGUGUCAGAAGUGUCCACUGUAACGAUGCUGCCUUUGGUGGGACACUUCUGAGAGUAUCAAUUCAGGACAAAUUGCUUAGAGCAGGGCAGUCACAGCCCAAGGCUGGGGUCCCUCCACUUCUAAGGCAAACCAAAUCAGACAAACAGAGAGGGCUUUGGUUUUACCCCGCUGGCUAACCGUAAGUCAUACAAGCAAUUCCCUUAGAAACUCCAGUUUCCUAGUAUCGCCACCAGUGCCACUCAUUAUGGGGAUGAAUGGUUAUGAAAACCAAUACCCCAGUGUGACGAAGUGGGAAUGGUCUUGCUGUGUUAUGUGAAUGCUGAGUGGGGAGUAUUGACCUGGUCUCUCCCCCCUUCGAGACCGAACUGAGCAGGGUCACUUCAGCCAGUGACCUGGGGAAGUUUGAACCUACACUCCCAUGGAUGCCCCAGCAUUCCCCCCCUUCCUGGGGGAGAAUUACACCAAGCCCUUCCAGUUUCACACCCCCCUUUAGGUUGGGUGUGCUCGAGGGCACUCAUAGUCUGCAGGUGGGAAGGCUUAUGUGGCCCGUGCCCUUUUCCCACCCCAAUACUCCUGGGGUUCAAACUGGGAUGGGGUCUUUUCCCUGCGGUCCAGUCUGGAGGGCUGUGAUUCGGGCUCUCUUGGUUAAGAGCCCCCCUUUUGACCUUGGCCACCCUCUGGAAAGGCUCCUCUAUGUUGGGCAAUGGUCCUAAAGCUAUUUUCCCCUUGUCCCGGGCCUUCCUUACCCUCUGGCAGGGGUCACAGGAUCGGCAGUACCAUAGACUUUCCUCCCAUCCACCUCCAGGGGAACAAGGCACUCGCUCCGCAGGGACAGCCCUGCGCUCACCCUGUAAACGGAGAACCUGGUGUCCGGAGCAUCCAGCUCUGUGGAGGAGUUGGCUUGGGGCCCUCCUCCCUCCUGAACAGUUGAUAAGCUGCCAGCCCCCCUUGCCUGGGAAGCCUGCCCCUCAUCAAGCUGGGCCGCUACCCAGUUAACCCUCUGUGGGUCCGGUCUGCUCGGUCUGUACCUGAGACUGGGGCACUGGGUCCGUAUGUGGCCUCUUUGGCCACAGUAAUAGCACUUCAUGUUCCAUUGGUCCCCUCGAGCUGGUCGGUUGGCCCUGAUGCCGGAUAUUCCCCUUGGGAAGGGGUUCUCCACGUUUUCCUUAAGGGAGGUCCCAGGAUCACUCUCUUUCUGCAUCAUGGAGGGCCUGUUCUUUUGGGACUCCUCCCUGCCACCCCCUGACCGACUCUUCACAAACUCAUCGGCCAGCUGCCCUGCACGUUGCGGGUUCUCUGGCUUUUGGUCCCUCAACCACAGCCUCAGGUCGGACGGGCACGGCUCAUACGGUUGCUCCAGUACCAGCAGUUUAACCAGGUCCCUCUUCGUCUGGGCCCCAUCUGCCCACUUACUGGCGUAUCCCUCCAUGCGGGCGGCUAGUUGCAGAUAUGAGACCUCAGGGGUUUUAUCCUGACCCCGGUACAGCUCAGGAGUCAGCCCAAACUCAUGUAGCAAGGCCUUUUUGAAUAGUUCAUAGUCCCCUUUCUCUGCCCUUUCCAGUUGGCGGUACAAUGCCACGGCUUUGGGGUCCAGUAAGGGGGUGAGAACCCAGAGCCUGUCCGCAGCAUCAACCUGGUGCAGCUUGCAGGCCGUCUCAAAGGCAUCCAGGAAGUCAUCCAUGUCCUCCCACUCCUUACGCUGGGCCAGGAUGCAUUUAUCAAAGCUCCAUGCAGUCCUGAGUCCCCUCUCACUCACCGCAGCUGGGGUCUCGCUGCUCCUCAGCCUGGCCAGCUCCAGUUCAUGCUGCCUCUGUCUCUCUUUCUGCUCCAGUUCACGCUGCCUUUGUCUCUCUUCAUGCUGCCUCUGUUUUCACGAUCCUCCAGCUCUCUCAGUUUUAGCUCUUUCUCCCA